GAAGAAGGAGGACAUUUCUGCGGCGGUUCGGUUCUGUUCGGCGGCAUGAUGCAGAAGCUGCUCCUCGCGCUCGCGGCGGUUCUGUCCGUGGUUCUGACCCGCGCGGACGAAGACCCGCCACGAAUGAAGAGGUUCAAAAACCUGCAGGUAUCCAACUUCGACUGGAAGAACUGCUGGAAGCCCGACGCUCCGGCCCUGCUGAAGACCCUCAGCGUGUCUCCAGACCCCAUCGCCAUCCCGGGGGAUCUGACCGCCGCCGCCUCCGGGUCCACGUCUGUGGAGCUGGACGCUCCUCUGUCUCUGAACGUGACUCUGAAGAAGGAGGUGGCGGGGAUCUGGGUGAAGGUCCCGUGUCUGGACCAGCUGGGCAGCUGCCACUACCCGGACGCCUGCGACCUCCUGAACCAGCUGAUCCCGCCGGGGCAGGACUGUCCGGAGCCGCUGCACACCUACGGCCUGCCCUGCCACUGCCCCUUCAAAGCCGGCUCGUACUCGCUGCCGCAGUCCGAGUUCUACCUGCCCAACGUGGACCUGCCGUACUGGCUGACCAACGGGAAGUACACGGUCCAGGGAGUCCUGGGCCUUCCGGGUCAGGAGCUGGGCUGUCUGGAGAUCGCUCUGUCCCUCCACUCCGACUGAGGCGCCGCCCGGAAACCCCACUUCCAGCCAGACUUUCAAAAUAAAAGCUCUUCAGGAAAUCAGGCUGAAGCAGUUUGCUGCAGAAAUCUUUCAAAUUCAGACGUUAGAAAAGUUAAACUGUUUCUUUUUUUAUAAAUGAUUUAAAGUUUUCUUAGAUUUCAUCUAAAGGUGCCGUCUUUUAAAGUUUGUCUUUUUUAUUGCUGCCUGUUUUAUCGUUUGUAUGAACGGAUGGACUUCACGAACUCGCUGUCGCACUUUACUCUGGACUCAAAGGAAACCCGAAACGUGUUCUGUUCAUAGAGAACCACAGAAACGGGAAGAACCGUUUCCAAACCCAGACAGGAGCUGAUGCAUCAGAUGUUCCUCCUACCGUCAGCAAAUGUCCAGAAGAUCCUCAGUUAUGAUGAGAAACUUCUUCUUCUGGACCCAAACCGAACCGCAGGUCAUUACAGAUCCAACUGGGUCACAAACAGAACCUCGUUUUAGCAUCAGCUGAAUCAAAACCUCCUCAUGUGACCAUAAAGUUUAUCGUCUGAGAAACAAAACAGUUUUUAUACAGAAAUCUUAAACAGAAACUCUUAUUUUGACAGUUUAUUGUGCAUCACUUCCUGCUGUUCUCUGAUGUCAAAGUGUUUCUUUCUGUGGAAAUAAAAGAACUUUGACUUCA
Molecule: messenger RNA, 1306 nt
Organism: Oryzias melastigma (Indian medaka)
Lineage: Eukaryota; Metazoa; Chordata; Actinopteri; Beloniformes; Adrianichthyidae
Gene: gm2a
Product: GM2 ganglioside activator
Exons: 5
Coding region: 46-639 (197 amino acids)
Biological process (GO): ganglioside catabolic process; lipid transport
Cellular component (GO): cytoplasmic side of plasma membrane
Molecular function (GO): lipid carrier activity; enzyme activator activity
Source: RefSeq, a predicted model, not a curated record